AUGUCGUCCAUGGCCGACGACGGCGAGCGGCUCGAGCUCCUCCACGGCGACCUCGACCUGACCAUCCACGAGGCGUGCGGCCUCCCCAACAUGGACGUCCUCUCCACCAUCCUCCGCCGGCUCUGCAUCCGGCCCCGCCGCCUCCCCAGCCGCAACAUCGACGCCGACACCGACGCCGACAGCCCCCUCCGCCGCCGCCGCCGCCGCCGCCGCCAAAAGCCUCGCGGCCGCCACAGCAUCGUGCCGACAUCCGACCCCUACGCCGUCGUCGCCGUCUCGGGGCCGGACGGCCCGGACACCACGCUCGCGCGCACCUACGUCGUCCGCAACUCCGAGGCCCCGGACUGGUCGGCGCGCAUACGCAUCCCCCUCGCGCACGAGGCCUCCCGCCUCGUCCUCCAGGUCAGGGACUCCGACCCCUUCGGCUCCGACCUCAUCGGCUUCGCCACCCUCCCGGCCGCAACCCUCCUCGACGGCAAGCCCAUCGCGGACGCCUGGCUCCCGCUGCUCCGCCCGGACGGCCGCGGCCCGCCGAAACCCAACUCCGCCAUCCGCGUCUCCCUCACCUUCACCCCCGCAUCGUCGUCGCCCUCCCGGCGGCGCCGCUUCGGCGGCGUGCCGGCGUACUUCCCGGCGCGGCGCGGGUGCGAGCUGAAGCUGUACCAGGACGCGCACGUGGCGGUGGGGGCGCCGUGCUCGUACGAGCGCGGGCGGUGCUGGGAGGACGUGUGCAUGGCGGUGCUGGGGGCGCAGAAGCUGGUGUACGUGGCGGGGUGGGCGGUGGGCGCGAGGGUGCGGCUGCUGCGGGAGGAGAUGUCGCCGGAGAUGGCGGAGAAGGCGGCGGAGGUGAGGGCGCUGGCCGGCGUGGAGGUGGAGAAGAUGGCGCUGGGGGAUCUGCUCAAGUACAAGUCGCAGGAGGGCGUCCGCGUCUGCCUCCUCGUCUCUGACCAUCACGACACUCCCCUGCACCCCAGCUUCUUCCUAAACACGGGAGGCAUGAUGCAAACUAGUGGCGAAGACACGAAGAAGUUUUUCAAACAGUCAUCUGUGAUUUGUGUACUCUCGCAUCGCUACCCUAGAAGCAAAGUCGAUAUGGCCAAGCAAAAGGUGGUGGGCACGCCGUACGCGCACAACCAGAAGAGCAUCCUCGUCGACACGCCGGCGUCCGAGGCCACCCGCCGGAUCACGGCUUUUCUGGGCGGCCUCGACCUCGCCGCUGGCCGAUACGACACCCCGGCCCACCGGCUCUUCGGGGACCUCGACACCGUCUUCCGGGGGGACAUCCACAACCCCACGCUCGGCGACGCCGCCGGGGAGAACGGGCCCCGUCUGCCGUGGCACGACAUGCACUGCCGCCUCGACGGCGCCGCCGCGUACGACGUCCUCAAGAACUUCGAGCAGCGGUGGCGGAGGGCGACGGCCAAGCACUUGAAGGCGUCCAAGCACGGGAAGGACGAUGCCCUGCUGAAGCUCCAGCGCAUCCCCUGGAUCCUCAGCCCGGUCGUCGCCGACGGCGAAGAUGACGCCCUGCGCGUCCUGCCGGAGGAUGACCCCCGGUGCUGGCACGCGCAGGUGUUCCGGUCGGUGGACGCCGGGUCGGUGAAGGGGUUCCCGCGCUCCUGGGAGACGGAGGAGAUGGAGGCGCGGCACCUGCUCUGCGACAAGAGCCUGGCCGUGGAGCAGAGCAUCCACGCGGCGUACGUGGCGGCGAUCCGCGCCGCCGACCGGUUCGUGUACCUCGAGACCGAGCGCUUCCUGGGGUCGUCGUACGCGUGGCCGGCGCCGUUCCGGCACCCGGGCGCCGGCAACCUGGUGCCGAUGGAGAUCGCGCUGAAGGCGGCGAGCAAGAUCAGGGCCGGGGAGGACUUCGCGGCGUACGUGGUGUUGCCGAUGUGGCCGGCGGCGGAGGGGCCGCCUGGGUCGGCGCCGGCGCAGGAGGCCCUCUUCUGGCAGGGGAAGACGAUGCAGGCGAUGUACGAGGUCGUCGCGUCGGCGAUCGUGGAGGCCGGGGCCAGCGGCAGAGCGCACCCGCAGGACUACCUCAACUUCUACUGCCUCGGCAACCGCGAACAGGCACCGGCGGAUCUGUACGGACGGGCGGCGGAGACGGGGACGAGCCCGGCGGCGCUGGCGCGGAGGCACGGACGGUUCAUGGUGUACGUGCACUCCAAGGGGAUGGUCGUGGACGACGAGUACGUGCUCCUCGGCUCCGCGAACGUCAACCAGCGCUCCCUCUCCGGCUCCCGCGACACCGAGAUCGCCGUCGGCGCGCACCAGCCGCAUCACACCGGACGGCGGCCGCGCGGGCAGGUGCACCGGUACAGGAUGUCGCUGUGGGAGGAGCACCUGGGCGGGCUGGCUGAGGUGCUGAAGGCGCCGGAGUCGCCGGAGUGCGUGAGGCUGGUGAAUCAGGUGGCCCGGGAGAACUGGGACAGGUACACGGACGAGGGGGAGGUGGUGGAGACGAUGCAGGGGCACCUGAUGAAGUAUCCGGUGGAGGUGGACCACGACGGCAGCGUGUGGCCGCUGACGGGGCACGAGUUCUUCCCCGACGUCGGCGGCAGGGUCCUAGGCUCCACCAACAAGUUUCCCGAUCAUCUCACCAUGUAG
This is a messenger RNA of Triticum turgidum subsp. durum (durum wheat), 2610 nucleotides long. The record is from the annotation of a GenBank genome assembly. NCBI's taxonomy places the organism in Eukaryota, Viridiplantae, Streptophyta, Magnoliopsida, Poales, Poaceae.